Molecule: messenger RNA, 945 nt
Organism: Haemonchus placei
Lineage: Eukaryota; Metazoa; Nematoda; Chromadorea; Rhabditida; Trichostrongylidae
Source: the annotation of a GenBank genome assembly
AUGCGGCUAUCACGUUCCGUGUUUUCGACCGUUCGUACUCUUUUGAACGGAGAAAAAGCGACGACGUUCCUUGAUGCUGUGAAUAAACGGUUGGCGGCUCACCGGUCUGGGGCUGCCGUGGACGGGGAACGACAUGCAGCCUAUUGGGACGGCAUUCGUCGAGCUGCUCAAUUCGCUGAACAGAAACGGAGUGAAGUAGAACAGAUUCGUGCUCUCGCAGCUGAAUCUUCGGAUGCUGAGUUACGCGCUAUGGCUGAAGAAGAGCGUCUGACAACAGAAGCAUCAUUAGCUUCUGCAGAGCAAGAUCUGGUGGACAGUAUUGUUCCUGUGACCGAGAUUGACGUACUACGCAAAUGUCAAGUUGAAUUUACUAGUGGUGCAGGCGGCCAAGAAGCGAUGCUGUUCACUGGAGAACUCGUUGAUAUGUAUGCCAAAUAUGCGGAAUGGCGAGGGUGGAAGUGGACUCCGCUUCAACUUCAGAAAUCCGAUCUCGACGGAGUGCGCUCCGCCAUUUUCGCAGUAGAGGGUGAUAAUACGUACGCUUCCUUGAGAUUUGAAGCUGGCGUUCAUCGAGUGCAACGGAUUCCUUUGACAGACAAGUCGCGAAUGCAUACAAGCACUGCGAGCAUUGCAGUUCUUCCCGAGCCAGAAGAGGUCUCGGUAGUGGUACCAACUGACUCGGUGAAAAUAGAGACAAUGCGAGCUUCGGGUCCUGGAGGGCAGAACGUCAACAAGCGAUCAACUGCAGUACGCCUAACACAUAAGGAAACAGGCAUAGUCGUACAUUGUAUGGACGAACGUUUCCAACAUCUCAAUUUGCAGAUUGCUUUCAAACGAUUAGCUGCAAUCAUUCUGCAGCAAAAAGUGGAUGAGAUAAGUGACAGGUUCUCAUCAGACCGAAAAUUACAGGUAUUAGAUCAAUUUUUUGCAAGUACCGACCAUUGA